UUAAAAAAUUUUUAAUCAAAAAUUUUUGUGCAAUCUUUUUUUUCACACUUGUAAUGUUUGUGUGCAUCUCUUUUUCAAAGAUAGAAAAAAAAUGGCUCAACCAAAUUGUUUGUUGAUUAUGAUUGUCGUUAUUGUUUUGUUUUUAUUCAUAGAAAAUUGUUCGGGUCAGAAUAAUCAUCAUCAUCGUAACAUUACCGAUCUGUUGGACGAACCACCAGUUGCACAAUUAGCCAAAUACAAUUGUAAUGAAACCGUAUUUGACGAUGGAAAAUUAUCAUUUUUGGAUAGCAAUCGAAUCUGUUUACUCGAUACAUCGUUGAACAACUCAUUUAUUGGAUAUUUUCAUAUUCAAACCGGAUCGCCAAGUGAUUUUAUUAUUUCUACUGUAGAAUUUUGUGCAUCAUCCAGUGAUCAUAAACUGAUUGUUGUUGAUGCAAAUUCCGGUAACAUUCUAAGUACAUUUAUGGGCAAUGAUGAUGGUGAAUGUUUAGAAAAUCAAACUUUUAUUAGUGAUUCGAAUAAGAUACGAAUAGAAUUUACAGCAUAUGAUAAUGAUCAAACGAUAAUGCAUUUGGAUCAAAAUAGCCGACGUGAAAUAAUAUUCAAUGAUAAUGGUCAUCAAUUGAUUAAAUUUUCAAUAACCGAAAAUAAAAUAAUCGAAUUCAAAUCAACAGAAAUUCCAACGAAAAUUGAUGAAAAUUCAAGAUAUAAAAUUCAAAUCGAUCAUUAUCAACCAAAUUCCGUAUAUAAAUUUAUUAUACCAAAAGUUGAAGAAUCUGAAACGGAAUAUAAAAUUGGUGUUAAAUUUGAAAUUUUCUAUUUGGAUCUGGAUUUUGAAAAACAAGAUUAUCUUUUAAUUUGUCCCGGAAUGAAACUAAACCUUUGGUCACGUACAAAAUGUCAAAUUAUUACGGAAAAAAUUGUCACCCCAAAUAAUAAUAAUGGUGGAAUGAAAUUCUGGAUCAAUGCUGAUUCAGCAUUUCUUCUAAUUGUAACACAUAAUUCAUUAAAAUCUAAUGUAAAAAUGUUUGAUGCAUAUGGUGAUGUUGCAAAUAAAACAAUGAAAAAAUCUAAUCAUAAUGAUAUACCAAAUCGAAUAAAAUUAGCAUCAACACAGCUUUGUUUUGAACAACUUUGUAUUAAUUGGCGAACAACAACCCGAAAAGAAUUUUUACAAGAAUAUGUUUAUCAUUUGAAUAAUUAUUUGGUUGAACAUGAAUCAAAUAUUAGUAUGUUAAUUGAUACCGAUUCUGUUCUUAUAAUCGAUACAAGAAAUGAAUCAGUAUCAUCAUCAUCAUCACGUUAUAAUGUUGUUUGUCGUGUUAGUUUAGCUGUUACAUCACCAUAUGAUCCAGAAUUUCCAUUAGUUGAUGGUGAUCAAUUACAUGAAAUGUAUUUUGGUUCAAAAUCAUCAAUUAUGUUGAAUGGUAUUCGUGUUACAGAUUGUUCAUAUACAAAUAUUACAUUAUUAGAGAUUAUUAUACCAAUAUUGAUUAUAUUAACAGUAUUUUCAAUAAUUACAAUAUUAUUUUGGCGUUUACAAACACAAUUGAUUAAAAAUCGACAAUAUAGAGCAAUUUUAAACAAAUAGGGCAGAUUCGGUUUCAAUUUGUAAACAAUAUUUUUUUUUGAAAAUUUAAAUUGAGCGAAAAAAAUAAAUCAUAAUUUUUUUUUGUUACAACCAUAUGUUUUUG
Molecule: messenger RNA, 1694 nt
Organism: Dermatophagoides pteronyssinus (European house dust mite)
Lineage: Eukaryota; Metazoa; Arthropoda; Arachnida; Sarcoptiformes; Pyroglyphidae
Source: RefSeq, a predicted model, not a curated record